CGUCCAGUAGCUUAUCAUAAUAGCGGUAAUACUAGCGCAUAAGGAAUUCGUACCACCUUUUAUUUGGCUCUUAAGAAAAACAGAAUUCCAUUCUCUAUCAUUGAUAAACUGGUCAGAUGUCUAAACAGUAGGCUUUCGGGUCAGUACAGUAACAAUAUGUGAAUUGAGCAUUUAGUAUAAGUGUUUCACUGCAGUCCACUUUACGCGGUUUUAAUACCAACUGCACAAUUGAGGUCUUUAAACCGACUAAUUAUUAUUUGGAUAUUCUAUAAAAAUUUUACUUUGUUCAGCCGCGACACCGAUCGAGGUGAAGUUUAAGCUCCACGGCCAAGAUGGGGAAAGUGACCACCACGACCAAAGUGCUGGAUUAUGUCAUCGAAAAAGGCUCAAACCGCAAUAUCGUCCACGCGACGGUGACAAGCACACCCGGUUUCAACCUGUACUAUGUUAAACAGAUCCCCGCCAUCCUGAAAUUUCUCCAACUAAUCCUGGCUGUGGUGUGCGCUAUCCUAGUGGGCUAUCAGAACGAGACGCGGUACAGACACCAGAUAACGGUCUUCAACCAACAACUUCCUGGCUACCAGUUUGCUCAGCAGGUGUCUCUCGCGGGGGAAGUGUACUUCAUGUGCGCCCACACCGCCGUCAUUGUCACCGUCCUCAUCUUCUUGAUCACGUACCUCAUGAGCAUGACGUCACAGAUGGUCAUCGCCAAGGCAUCGAAGCUGGACAUGGUGAUGAAUGUGGUGCUGGCGGUGCUGUUGAUUGUGGCGGGAAUUGUGCAACUGGUGAUGACCGUGCGGUGGGGUAGCAAAACCGACGAAGUAAUUUUCCCGCCUUCGCGGCCGGGCGAACUACCGAGGACCGUGACAAUAACGGGGCCGCUGAUGUACACUGGGGAAUGGUGGAUGCGGUUGAUUGCGGGUCUGCUGGCCUUUGUCAAUGGGAUGCUGUUUCUGGUGAGCUUCGCGCUGGCGAGGAAGGAAUUGUCCGGACGCAAAGUGGUGCCUGCGGAACAGACGGAGCCCAUGCUGCUCAGCGUUGAGAAAACCACACACCGUCGCACGUAAUUAUGCGCAGCAAGGAGGCUUGGAAACUGCUAGAAAGGGGAAGACAGUUUGCAUUUACAUUAUUUGCAGUGCUCAAAGAGACUUUAUCGUGCAUUAGCGCAUCCGCUUACCGAUAUUUUUCAAGUUACAAUUUUUGGCAUUCUUGUAUUCUGGUGUGUUUGUCAAUUUGGUUGGCAUUUGACACGUCAAACAUUUUUCUGUUUGAAAGAUUAUUAUGAGAUUUGUUAACUUGUCACCAUAUAAAUGUUGUAACCAUACCAAAAGAUUUUCAACUUUCAAAUUCCACCUUUGUGCAGCAGUAACGUCGUAAAAGUAGCUAUGAGCUUUUUUGCUAAGCUUAAAAAAUUUUAAUACCUUUUUCUGAAUUUCGCAGCCUUAUUGC
Messenger RNA from Paramacrobiotus metropolitanus, 1449 nucleotides. RefSeq lists its product as uncharacterized. The record is from RefSeq and is a predicted model, not a curated record. NCBI's taxonomy places the organism in Eukaryota, Metazoa, Tardigrada, Eutardigrada, Parachela, Macrobiotidae. The coding region runs from base 333 to 1067 and encodes 244 amino acids. The transcript has 2 exons. Gene Ontology annotation, cellular component: membrane.